UUUGCAGUUUUUCCUUGUUUCUGUCGCAAUAAACUAAACAGCAGGUUUUUCGGGCUGCAGAAUGACUAACGUUAUACCAAACAAACUCGACAAACUUGAAUUUUCUGAAUUAAACGCGAAAACCCGGAACUCGUCUUCACUCUUCACGUGUUACAGUGAAAAACAGUGGGCUGUUCCAGUAAGUGGUGUUUUUAAUAGAAAAAGGUGUUCUCACAAUGGAGAGCCAGAAACAGGUGCUGGAGAGGCUGCGGGCUGCUUUCCGCUCAGGUGUGACCCUUCCUGUGCACUUCCGCUUGACUCAGCUGGAGGCCAUGAUGUCACUGUUUGAAGACAACGAAAACCAGAUUUUAGAGGCCUUGCAUGAAGACCUUGCUAAGCCCAAGUUUGAAACAGUGCUGUCAGAGAUUGAAAUAGUGGUGAAUGACAUUUGCUACGCCAUCAGCAACCUGCAAACCUGGAUGCAGCCCACUUAUGUGGGCACAAACCUGGCAACAAAGUUGGAUGACUGUUUUGUACGAAGCGAGCCGUUAGGUGUUGUUCUGAUUAUUGGAGCAUGGAAUUAUCCUCUUCAUCUAAUUCUGUUACCUUUGAUUGGUGCAAUUGCGGCAGGCAACUGUGCUAUUCUGAAGCCAUCAGAAAUAAGUCGAGCAACCGAAAAGCUUCUUGCUGAACUCAUUCCUAAGUACCUGUCCCAGGAGUGUUAUGCAGUCGUUUGUGGUGGAGCAGAAGAGACCAAGACAUUGCUGGAGAAUCGAUUUGAUCAUAUCUUCUACACAGGCUCGCAGUCAGUGGCUCGUUGCAUCCUGCUGGCCGCAGCGGUGCACCUUACCCCAGUUACUCUGGAGCUGGGCGGAAAGUGCCCCUGUUUGAUAUAUGGCCGCCUAGACAUGAAAGCUGCUGCUAAGAGGCUGGUGUGGGCCAAGUUUUUCAAUACAGGGCAGAGUUGUGUGGCUCCAGACUACGUUUUAUGCACUACUGAGACGAGAGAUGCGCUGUUACCUUUUAUAAAAGAGGCUCUGGAGAGUUUCUACGGAUCUGAUCCCCAGCAAAGCCCAGAUCUGGGCCGUAUCGUGACAGACAGGCACUGGGACCGACUGGUUGAGCUGCUAAAAAAGUCUGAGGGAAAGAUUGUGAUAGGAGGAGAGAGUGACAAGAAGACCAAGUACAUUGCCCCCACUGUCAUCGUGGAUGUCAUAGAGUCCGAUGCUUUAAUGCAGGAGGAGAUUUUUGGCCCCAUCCUCCCUAUUCUCACCAUCAAGUCUCUCGAUGAAGCAAUCAAUUUCGUCAACGAGAGAGAGAAGCCCCUGGCACUCUACGCCUUCUCUGAUGAAUCUCAGGUUGUGACUACCGUUCUUGAGAGGACCAGCAGUGGAGGCUUCUGUUCCAAUGAUGGGAUCGUUCACAUGUCCCUGCCUGGAUUACCCUUCGGAGGAGUUGGCGCAAGUGGGAUGGGCAACUACCACGGUCGCUGGGGCUUUGAGACGUUCAGUCACAAGCGUGGCUGCAUGAUGAGGAGCUGGCUGCUGGAGUGCGUCAAUGUGCUGCGCUACCCCCCCUAUAACGAAAGCAAUCUCAGCUGGCUGCGCUGGGCCACCACCGCCAAGAAGAAGGGGUGGGCAGCAUGUUCUGUUAUGUGAGCGCUGAGUCUGACGCUCACUUUGAGGAUGCCCAUUUUUUUUAGAUUUUGUCAAUGAAGCAGAUUGUAACCAAGGAACAAAAACAAAUCUGGCUCGGCGUUCACCAAGGUUUUCCAGAGAGUUUGGUCAGAAACACAAACCUCAUCUGUGGAUUUUCCAUUGUGAGGUCAUUCAAAACACCACCAGAGGUCAGCAUUGAGAAAAGUCACUUCUUCCGGAUGCUUCUAUCAUGAGAGAAAUGAGGCCAUUUACUCGGAAAAGAAUGAGUUUAUUUUACCAUUGUUCAAAUACACUACUCAACUCUUUAUGUGCUAAUUUUCAUCUGUUAUUAUCGAACACUAAAGUGGAAAAGCAUUAUUUUACUUAGUAAAGAUGCUACAUUACCUUACUGUUACAUAUUUUGCUGUAUAGCUCGUAAUAGUUUAGGGUUUUCUGUUUAGUGAGAAUAUCAAGUAGCAUUUCUAGUUUAUGAGUUGUAUACUUUUCAUCUAUAACAUUGAGUACAAAAAUAAAGUCUGAUAAACAUGUUUGCCCUCAA
This is a messenger RNA of Carassius gibelio (silver crucian carp), 2175 nucleotides long. RefSeq names its product aldehyde dehydrogenase 3 family, member B1 (gene aldh3b1). Gene Ontology annotation, cellular component: cytoplasm. The record is from RefSeq and is a predicted model, not a curated record. Lineage: Eukaryota; Metazoa; Chordata; Actinopteri; Cypriniformes; Cyprinidae. Gene Ontology annotation, molecular function: aldehyde dehydrogenase (NAD+) activity. Gene Ontology annotation, biological process: aldehyde metabolic process. The transcript is spliced from 10 exons. The coding region runs from base 216 to 1637 and encodes 473 amino acids.